Lonchura striata (white-rumped munia) is the source of this 498-nucleotide messenger RNA. Its product is annotated as DNA-directed RNA polymerases I and III subunit RPAC2. NCBI's taxonomy places the organism in Eukaryota, Metazoa, Chordata, Aves, Passeriformes, Estrildidae. Gene Ontology annotation, molecular function: protein dimerization activity; DNA binding. The record is from RefSeq and is a predicted model, not a curated record. Gene Ontology annotation, biological process: transcription by RNA polymerase III; transcription elongation by RNA polymerase I. Gene Ontology annotation, cellular component: RNA polymerase I complex; RNA polymerase III complex.
CGGGGCCGCCGGGAGCGCCGAGCCGCCAUGGCCGGCAGCGGGCCCGCGCUGGAAACCAUCCAGGCGGAUGGGACGGACGGGAACUGCGUCACGUUCGUGCUGCACGACGAGGAUCACACCCUGGGCAACUCCCUGCGCUACAUGGUCAUGAAGAACCCUGACGUGGAGUUCUGUGGCUACUGCAUCACACACCCCUCGGAAAGCAAGAUCAACUUCAGGAUCCAGACCAGAGGGGCCCUUCCUGCUGUGGAGCCAUUCCGGAAGGGGCUGAAUGACCUGAUGGGUGUGUGCCAACACGUGCUCAACACCUUUGAGAGGAGCAUGAAGGAGUUCAGGGCACAGAAGGAGGAGGAGAUGCAGUAGCCUUUGGGAGUGGCAUGGAUGUGUAACCUUUGUGUGUUGAAUUCCCUGUGUCCAAACAAGGUCGUUUUUGUUGGGUUUUUUUAUGACUUUGUUGCAAAUUGUAUUUUCUUUAAUAAUAAAAAGUUUAUUAAUUUA